Paramecium octaurelia is the source of this 1090-nucleotide messenger RNA. The record is from the annotation of a GenBank genome assembly. NCBI's taxonomy places the organism in Eukaryota, Ciliophora, Oligohymenophorea, Peniculida, Parameciidae.
AUGUUUCAACCUGAAAAACCAAUUGAAAUAGAAAAAUGUUUAGAAUUAAUUUUCCGAAAUAGUUUAGGAGAUUAGGCCCAGGAAGACUUGAUUAAAGAUACAACCUAAGCAUUUCUUCAAUUCUUGCAUGAAAAUGAACUAGCCCAAAGAAACACAAAAAUUAUAAUGUUCGGAUCACUUUUAAAUGGAUUCAAAACAAAACAAUCAGAUAUUGAUUUCUCAAUAACUACGAAUUCAUAUAUUUCUGAAAAAACAGCCUUGAGUUAUUGGACUACUUAGUUAGGAUACCAAACUAGAUUUAAGUUAGAUUAGAGUUUUCUGAAAUCUCGAGUUCCUGUAAUAAAAAUAUUAGAUCAAUAAAAUCUCAUUCAUAUAGACUUGUGUUAUAAUAAUUUAUUGGGAGCAAUCAAUACACGCUUACUGAAAGCUUAUUCAUAAUUGGAUUGCAAAGUUCAGAAGGUAAUGCUACUUUAGUAACAAAAAGGGUGGUGCCUUGUUAAAAAUAUGGGCAAGAGGGGCAAAGAUUGUGACGAAUUUUCUGUUUUCAUCCUAUUCAAUCAUAAUACUUUGGUUGCAUUUCUUACAAGCUAAUUAUGACCUACCCAAUUUAUAGAAUCAAAAUUAUAAUUGUAACAAUAUUGAUUCUGAUCUAACUCUAAAAAGAACACUUUAUGAGAAUGAAAAUAUAAUAAAAAUAAAAUCCUUUUUUGUAAUGAAUUCAGCGUAAUUUUUAGGUGUAUGAGGGUGAGACUUAUGAGAAAUUAAAAUUCUAAUUUUAAGCAAAAAUUUCAUAAAUUUCAUUAUAAACUCUAUUGCAAGAAUUCUUUGGCUACUAUUCUUAGAACGGAUAAGGAUUUAAUCAACCUUAUAAGAUCUCUAUAAAUUUAAAGGAACUGAAGGAUUAGGGAAUGCAAUAUUCCAUGUCUGAUCCAUUUGAUCCGCUUCAUGAUCCUUUGAAGAAAAUAAACAAGGCAUUUAGAAACAAUAGGGCGUUUGAUAAUGCUAAGCAAUUUAUGAAGACUGCAUAAGAAAUUGAAUUCUUGUUUCAGGACGAGAGACAAUUAUUACACUACUGAUAAUAGAAAAUAAA